AUGGCAAUAGACAGGAGGCCAUCAGCUGGGAAGGGCCGGAGGUCUUCAGGCGGCGUAGAUGCAGCAAACAAGCGCCAGCCUUCUCUUCUGGCUUUCUUUAAGAAGACUGAGGACUCAGCAGCGGUCUCCCCUCCGCAGCAGCAACAGCAGCAGCAGCAGCAGCAGCAGCAAACCACCGCAGCGAAUGCGGCAGCCAUAAAGGCUGCAUCAGUGGAGCCGAAACCAGCAGCAGCAGCAGCAGCACCAGCACCAGGAGCAGCAGCAGCAGCAGCAGCAGCAGCAAGCAUUGCAGGGGAUUCUCCUGGUCGACAGAAGGAAGAUUUGUCCCCCAACAGCUCCACCUCUACAGCCCCUGGACAGCAGCAGCAGCAGCAGAAGCUGCAGCAGCAGCAGCAGCAGCAGCAAAAGCAAACUCAAGAGCAACACAAGCCGGCCCAGGAAACGCGCCUUGAACAGCAGCCAUCAUCACCACCGCAGCAGCCGCAGCAACAGCAGCAGCAGCAGCGAGACCAACAGCAGCAGCAGCAGCAGCAGCAGCAGCAGGAAGAUGGCUUGGGGCUGAAGAGGCGUCUGUCUGGCAUUGGCUGGAUGGAGACAGAGGAGACAGUCGGAAGAAGAAGGAGACUCAAGAAAGUAGCCCUUGACUCAGACGAUGAUGAACGCCCAGCAGCAGCAGCAGCAGCAGCAGCAGGUGCAGCAGCAGCAGCAGGAAGCAAAGGGGAGGAGUCAGGGGGAUCCGCUUUGUUUUCAGAGGAGACAGAAGGAGACAUGGAGACAGACAAACCGCAGCAGCAGCAGCAGCAGCAGCAGGAUCUAGAGCCUACAGGGCCCAUUGAGGCGCUGGCGUUUGAUGAAGCAGCAGCAGCAGCAGCAGCAGGGGAGAGCGGAGUCGGUACAUCUUUGCCUUUGGGUGCUCGCCGUGCAGGUCAAUUCAGCCGCAGCAGCAGCAACAGCAGCAGCAGCAGCAGCAGCAGCAGCAGCGGCAGCAGCAGCAGGGAAUGCUCAUUACGACUUGCAUUUGCUGCAGCAGCAGAGCGUACAGGAAGCUUAUAUCUUCAGGUGUAUAUUGAUGAGCUUCUUCUUGUUCUCUCUCUAUCAACUGACCCAGCAGAUAUACCCCUCAAACCGCAGCAGCAGCAGCAGCAGCAGCAGCAGCAGCAGCAAGAGCAGCAGCAGCAGCAGCAAGAGCAGCAGGAGGAGAACGAGCAUAAAUAUUCUUUUGGGCUGUCUCCUCUCUCUUCCUUCCCAGAUGCUCUCCAGGCUAUGCAGCUUAUCGAUACCUACAUACGUCCCCGCAGCAGCAGCAGCAGCAGCAGCAGCAGCAGCAGCAGCAACGGCAGCAGCAGCAGCAGCAGCAACGGGGUAGAUUAUUGCUUGGAGGAGUGUGAUAGGAGCCCAUGCUUAAUGAAGGCUGUUGGUGCUUGCUGUUUAUAUUUAGAGCAGCUGCUUCUUCAAGAUAAAGUGCUGCCUGUCUCUUCAUUCUCUGAAGUGUCUCGUGCUGCUUCUGAUGUCUUGUCUCUUGAUGCAAAGGCUUUAUCUCAGCUAGAGAUAUUAACUAGUCAGGAAGGAGACACCCGCGGUUCUUUAUUGGGGUGUAUAGACAGCACAACAACAGCAGGAGGUAAACGCUUGCUGCGGAGAUGGAUAGUGUCUCCUUUGAGGUGUAUUGACAGCAUUAAUAUGCGUUUAGAUGCUGUCUCCUGGUUGCUGCAGCAUCAAGAUGUGCUAGAACUUAUUCGCAGCAGCAGCAGCAGCCUACCGGAUCUAGAGAGGCUUACUGCUCGCUGUCUCCGGCAAGGGAGACAGCAGAAGAGACACGCAGUUUAUUUUGAUGAUGUGCAUCAAAAAGAGUUAAAACUUUUCGUGUCUCUUCUUAAUUCUUUUUCUUCUCUUCAUGACUUAGCUGCUGCUGUUGUCGUCGCAUUGGAGAAGGAGCCUCCUGCAGCAGCAGCAGCACAAGCAGCAGCAGCUGCAGCUGCAGCCGGAGAAGACCCCGUUGCAGCAGCAGCAACAGCAGCAGCAGCAGCAGCAGCAGCAGCACAGGUCCUCUGGCCCCACAGGCUCUGGGCCUUGUGUGCAGGAAGAGACAAAGGAGGCGUCUUUCCUAAGCUUAAAGAUGCAUGCGACAAGCUUAUUACUCUCUUUACAGUUGAAGGAGACAGUGAGAAUGAGAAGAUAUACCCUGUCAAGGGUUUGGUGCCGGAGUACGACGCGGCCACUCAACAAAUCGCAGACUGCCGACAACAACUGCAGCAAAUCCUCGAAGAAAUUCAAAGAGAAACGGGGAUAAAUACACUUAAAUAUACUCACACCAAGUUCAAGUUUGAAGUGGAAUGCCCCGAAAACAUCAGCAGAGAUAUGCUGCGGCGGCUCGACGCUGAGAUUACUUCCUCUAGGAAAGGCUUCAUUCGCUUCCGAACGCCGGCGAUAUUAGAGCUCGUCGAUCAGCUUGAGGACCACGAGUUGGAGCAGGCGGAUUCUUUUUAUCCUUUUCGGUGUCGCUUGAUGGGGCAUUUCGCGACAAUGUUCGGCGAUGUUUUUGCUGUGUCUGUGAAUUCUAUUAAUGAGUUGGAUGCUCUUCAGAGCCUAGCCUCCUUUGCUCGCACUCAUCCGGGGCCGGAGAUGACGCGCCCGAAGCUGCUGCAGCCCUCAGAAGACGAAGAGCCCGUGCUGGUUCUGAAGAACGCCAGGCAAGCCUAA
Molecule: messenger RNA, 2700 nt
Organism: Eimeria acervulina
Lineage: Eukaryota; Apicomplexa; Conoidasida; Eucoccidiorida; Eimeriidae
Product: DNA mismatch repair protein, putative
Exons: 9
Coding region: 1-2700 (899 amino acids)
Biological process (GO): mismatch repair
Cellular component (GO): nucleus; MutSalpha complex
Molecular function (GO): mismatched DNA binding; ATP-dependent DNA damage sensor activity; ATP binding
Source: RefSeq, a predicted model, not a curated record